Molecule: messenger RNA, 2215 nt
Organism: Mercenaria mercenaria
Lineage: Eukaryota; Metazoa; Mollusca; Bivalvia; Venerida; Veneridae
Product: vesicle-trafficking protein SEC22b-like
Exons: 5
Coding region: 16-618 (200 amino acids)
Biological process (GO): retrograde vesicle-mediated transport, Golgi to endoplasmic reticulum; endoplasmic reticulum to Golgi vesicle-mediated transport; vesicle fusion with Golgi apparatus
Cellular component (GO): endoplasmic reticulum-Golgi intermediate compartment; ER to Golgi transport vesicle membrane; endoplasmic reticulum membrane
Molecular function (GO): SNAP receptor activity
Source: RefSeq, a predicted model, not a curated record
ACGCCUGGCUGAGACAUGGCAACUGCAAAGCAUGAUCAUGCUGGGAGAAGUAUGAUGGAAUUUCAGAACCAAGCAAAGCAGUUGUUUCGUAAGAUUUCAGCAGACCCGCAACCCCCAACUAGAUGUAGCCUUGAAUCGGGACCAUAUAUAUUCCACUACUACAUAGAGAGAGGAGUGUGUUAUUUAGUGCUAUGUGAUAAAACAUUCUCAAAGAGACUUGCAUACUCAUUUCUCGAGGAUCUUCAAACAGAAUUUGCAUCAAAUUACGGUUUUAAGGUUGAAACUGUGUCUAGACCAUACAGCUUUAUAGAAUUUGAUACAUACAUACAAAAAGUUAGGAAGAACUACAUGGACUCGAGAGCCAGGAAAAAUCUUUCCUCGAUAAACACAGAAUUGCAGGAUGUUCAGAGAAUUAUGGUACAGAAUAUAGACGAUGUUUUACAGAGAGGAGAUUCCCUGUCAGUAUUGGACACCAAGGCCAGCAAUUUAUCUACGUUGUCAUCAAAGUAUAAAAAGGAUGCCAAAUAUUUAAAUUUACGUGCAUCGUAUGCUAAAAUAGCUGCAAUAGUUGCCGUGGUAGUUGUGUUCCUUCUAUUUAUUAGGUAUUGGAUUUUAUGAAUUGAAAAAACUAUGUGAAUUUUUGAAACUAGAACAUAACUUUUUUUGUUAAUGAUGUACAUAUACAUUGGACUGUCUGUCUGUGCUGAAGCUUUUUCAGUAUGCAAGCCACAUGUUUAAUUUUAGGAGCUUCAUACUGUAUUGCAAGAAAAAGUGCUUGUUGCUAGAAAACAACAACUAUUUUGCUUAUCAGAAAUAAUUUUCCCGUAAUUGAAUUUUGAAAUUUUAAGUUUUAUCUGCUUUCAGUCCAAGGCAUUUUAUUUUUCAUGGAAAAAAUAUGUAAUUAUUUUGAUCACAGCAUUUUUGAUGAAAAUAGUAUGAGAAAGAUCAUCUAUUUAGACAUUAGGCAUUUUUAGCUCGACUUUCCGAAGAAAAAGUAGAGCUAUUGCACUUGCCCCUGCGUCAGCAUUAUCGUCGCUGUUUGUUAAAAUUUUUGACAAAGUCUACACUAGGAGAAACAAUCUCCAUAACUCUGAUUUGAAUUUUGAGAGUUAUGUCUCUUUUUAACUUAGAAUUAUCUGGUUAAAGUUUUAUUAAGUUUUAACUGGCAGAGCUCUAAUUCAGAGUCAAGCACCGAGAAAAGUCCAGCGUGCUGUCUUGUGGACAGCUCUUGUUUAACUGUACAGUUGUAUAAGAAGAUGUACAUUUUAGCAAAUUUAUUACAUGUAAAUGUUAAAAUUUCAGUUUAUGAAUACAUUUCAAAUAUGUCUGUUAGAGAACAUAUCUUUCACAAAAAUGAGAAAGAAUCAUACUUUACAGAUUUACAUUAUUGCUCUUCAGAUUUUGAAAAUUGUAUACUUCACUGAAAGAUAAACGAGGACAUUAUGAACAAGAAGAGUUUUGAAACAGAUAUAAAUUUUUUGAAAAGCAAAAAAUUAAUCAAACUAUUUUUUUCUAGUCAGUUACAUAUAUAUAUAUAACAGUUUUAAUAUGGCCCCAAAUUUGUUGUAAUUGUAAUCGUAUUUAGACUCAUUAAGCUGAAAUGUAAAGCUCAGUAUCCUUGAACUUCAGACGUAGUACAGGGGUUGUUGAAAAUCCUGUAAAAAUAGCAAAAUUGAUAUACAAAGGUGUAACAAAGUGCUGAUAUUCUCAUGUUUGCCAGGACUCCUUUGAUGGAGAAAACUUUUAUCAUCAAGAAAGUUUCAGUAUACAUUGUACCAUGGAAGGAAUGCUUUUCAUGUUUACUGGUAGCUUCUAUGUCUGACCUUUACAGAUGUUCGAUGUUUAUAUUUCUGCGUUAUUUUACUGGAAUGAAAAUCUUAAGGUAAGAUGAGAUGGCAGAUAAUUUUAGUGCCUGACAGGGGGAGAUAACUCUUCAUUAUCUGAUCAUAAAGUUUGCAAUAUUUAAUUGUUCAUCGUUUCAUAAUAAACUGCUUCAUAGAAACUUGCAGAAGACAUGAUUUCUUUGUUUACUUUGAAUUUUGUUACUUUCGAUAAAAGUUUCUGAAAUAAUCAGGAACUAUAAUUGUCCAUUUUUAAGCUGUUUAAAACAUUUUUGUCAUGUGUAAUGUAGUAAAGGCAUUCUGUUAGAGAGCUCCAUUCAAAUGUAAUAUUAACAUGCAAAUAUUUAUUUGAAAAUAAAAAUGGAUUAUACAUG